AUGACGUCAUCGAUGGCCACACCAGCAGCCGAAGACCACUGCAGGCGAGGAAAGAAGACCAGCAUCAUGAGCAGCAGCGUCCUGUUCGGCCCGGUCGAGCCAUUCGCGAGCGAGCAUCUCCAAGUGUCCGACCUCCAUUCUCUCUAUCUCGAACAAUCGGGCAAUCCGCAGGGCAAUCCGAUCGUCUUCAUCCACGGAGGACCCGGCGGCGGAUGUUCGCCCGAGGACCGACGAUUAUUCGACCCCGCGAGCUACCGGAUCGUGGUGUUUGACCAACGCGGAUCGGGAAAGUCGACGCCGCCGUCGUGUCUGGAGGAAAACACCACCUGGCAUCUGGUCGCCGACAUCGAGAAGAUCCGCGCGCACCUGAAGAUCGAGAAAUGGGUGGUUUUCGGGGGAUCCUGGGGCUCGACUCUGUCCUUGGCAUACGCACAGGCCCAUCCCGACCGCGUCAAAGGGCUCAUCCUGCGCGGCAUCUUCGCCCUCCGGCGCGCCGAGCUGGAGUUUUUCUACCAAGGCCCCGGGACCAGCUUCAUCUUCCCCGAAUAUUGGGAGGAAUACGUCUCGAUCAUCCCGCCAGAGGAGCGGAACGACCUGAUGGGAGCGUACUACAAGCGCCUCGUCUCCCCCGACAAGGCCGUCCGAUCCGAGGCCGCCAAGCGCUGGUCGGCGUGGGAAUGCUCGACCAGCCGGCUGCUGGUCGAUCCAGACUACGUCAAGAAGGCGUAUGAGGACGACUUUUCGGAUAAGUUUGCGCGCAUCGAGUGUCACUACUUUGUGAAUGGCGGAUGGAUGCGCGACGGACAGCUGUUGGAAAAGGGAGAAGUCGACAAGAUCCGCCACAUCCCCGCUGUGAUCAUCCAGGGCCGAUACGACUGUGUAUGUCCGGCCACAACGGCGUGGGAGCUGCACAAAGCGUGGCCCGAGGCAGAGUUCAAAAUCAUCCCGGAUUGCGGCCAUUCUGCAAAGGAAGACGGGAUCGCCCGAGAGCUCGUUCAAGCUUCGAACAAGUUCAAAACAUUAUGA
Molecule: messenger RNA, 1026 nt
Organism: Puccinia triticina
Lineage: Eukaryota; Fungi; Basidiomycota; Pucciniomycetes; Pucciniales; Pucciniaceae
Exons: 10
Coding region: 1-1026 (341 amino acids)
Biological process (GO): proteolysis
Cellular component (GO): cytoplasm
Molecular function (GO): aminopeptidase activity
Source: RefSeq, a predicted model, not a curated record